AUGGCCAAUGUCUACGAUGACCAAGAGGGAGGCGGUUUCCGUCGACGCAGACCGCGACCCAUUACCGACUAUGGCUCUUCUAUAAUUCAGUGGAUGGGCAAUCGAAAACCACCUUACAAAGGCAGCUAUCAUUAUGAACAAGAACGACCCAGCCAAAGCUAUGUUAUCGACAUAUUGCCCCCGCCUGCUCGACGAGAUGCCCCUGCCGAGUCGAUACCCGUUCGCCAUCUUCACACCUCUCUGGGGAAAUCGAAAAAGCCCGUGACGGUAGUGCGGUGGAUGCCCGAAGGUCGUCGACUUCUUGCUGGUGUGCACAAUGGCGAGUUCAUGCUGUGGAAUGGCAUGUCUUUCAAUUUCGAGACUGUGACUGCUAUGGGCUCCAGUUCUCUACGAGCUGCGGAAUGGUCGAAUCGAAAAGAUUGGCUCGUGGCAGCAAACGACGAAGGCACGGUGUAUUAUCUACAACCAACCUUGAACAAUCCGCAUCAAUUCAAGGGCCACGAUGCUCCAAUUAGAGAUUUAGCCUUUGCGCCCUCUGAUGCAAAGUUUGUCACCGCCUCUGACGACAAUACUCUCAAAAUUUGGGACUUUACUUCGUCCACCAACGAAUCGACGUUUCGAGAGCAUGGGUGGGACGUCAAAGCCUGCGACUGGCAUCCCACCAAAGGCCUCGUUGUGUCGGGUAGCAAAGACCACAGCGUACGACUGUGGGAUCCUCGGACAUGCAGGAAUUUGACGACACUGCAUGGUCACAAGAACUCCAUCACGGCCACUGUUUUCAGCCGUCUUCGCGACCAGUUGCUUGCUACAGCCGGCAGAGACGGCCAGACCCGUAUCUUUGACCUACGGAUGAUGCGCGACGUUGCCAUUUUGCGAGGCCACGAUAAAGGCGUGACUACAGUAUCGUGGCAUCCAAUCCACCCGAGCCUUAUCAGCACCGGGGGCGACGAUGGCUCACUUCAUUCCUACUUGCUCACCGAACCGAACACGCCCGCCGGCAUCUCUUCCACAACAAUCUCGCCCUAUGCAACACCAGACCCGCGCUCCGCACCGGCACAAUCAAUCUAUCCCGCCCAUCGCAUUCCUCACGCGCAUGAUUCCUCGAUCUGGUCGAUUGACUGGCACCCGCUAGGACACAUUCUUGCUUCGGGCUCAAAUGACCACUAUACACGGUUCUGGUCCCGCGCACAACCCGGGCAAAGUACCUGCUUCAAAGACCAAUUUCACCUGGGCGAGGAAGGAGCAGAAGCACAGGGCACUUGGGAUAGAAAGUUUGGGAGAAAACAGGCCAAGGAGCUGGAAGAGCAAGAAGAGCAAGACGAGGCAGAAGGGCUGGAAGAUCAGGCGAACCAGGGACAAGCAGCGGCUGCCGCCGGAGCAUUGUCAAUUCCUGGUCUGCCCGGUCUGCCCGGCCUACCUGGGCUGCCUGGGAUAGGGAUGAACGGAAGUACGCAACCCAUUCCAGGCAUUGGCAGCGUUCCCCCGCCACCACUGUCGCUCUUGUCAGGGCUGCAGAACAACGGCCGGCCAUCCUCGCGAGGUGGUCCACCAGGCCAGGCUGGUCACACGGCGGCGGUCCCUCCAAUCCCACCACCAUUCCCUCCCAUCCCAGGCAUGGACACCGAAUCCCUCCAGCGUUUACUUGCUUUGACCCAACAGCAGCAGCAUCAGCAACCAGCUCAGCAACCACCACCGAUCGACUUUACGAAACUCAACCUGCCGCCGGGCUUUCCACCCCCUCCGCCCGCCGGUGCACCGCCUCUCCUCGGCUCUGCGCCUCCCGGUACGGGCAUUCCUGGUAUCGGCAUCGGAGGCGGAGGUAUCCCAGUCCUCUCCGCCGGCAACGGUGCAGGCAGUGCGCCAACAAACGGCGCCCUCAACUCUGUUAAUGCCGCGCGCAGGCGAGCGCCCCUGCCCAGCCAGAGCGAGGGAUUCAAGGCUGAGCAAGCACGGGGCAAUUAUCGCGUGCCGCGAUGA
Messenger RNA from Fonsecaea multimorphosa CBS 102226, 1977 nucleotides. RefSeq lists its product as uncharacterized. Gene Ontology annotation, cellular component: mRNA cleavage and polyadenylation specificity factor complex. Gene Ontology annotation, molecular function: protein binding. The transcript has a single exon. NCBI's taxonomy places the organism in Eukaryota, Fungi, Ascomycota, Eurotiomycetes, Chaetothyriales, Herpotrichiellaceae. The record is from RefSeq and is a predicted model, not a curated record. The coding region runs from base 1 to 1977 and encodes 658 amino acids.